Setaria italica (foxtail millet) is the source of this 1045-nucleotide messenger RNA. RefSeq lists its product as uncharacterized. NCBI's taxonomy places the organism in Eukaryota, Viridiplantae, Streptophyta, Magnoliopsida, Poales, Poaceae. The transcript is spliced from 2 exons. Bases 153 to 512 code for a protein of 119 amino acids. The record is from RefSeq and is a predicted model, not a curated record.
CCGCAAAAGGUCCCCGGCCCGUUCCCGAGCAGCGGCGGCGGCGGCGGCCGGAGGAAGGGUUCCAGUGCGGCAGUUCACUCCCGCCGGCGCCCACGCUCGUACCAGAAGGCCGCCGCGCCGACGCCUGCCAACGUUCCUACCAGGACGAGCACAUGUACCGUGCAAGGAACGGGCGCGCCGACUUCGUCGCCACCGGGCUCGCCAACGUUAUCACGGCCAUGUCGUACCUCCUGUUCGUCGUCGUCACCGCCGGCCGAAACGACCCCGGGGGCACGCCGGUUGGCGCCGGCACGGUGUGGCAAGCCAUCCUGGCGUUCGGGCUCAUGUCCGCCGGCCUGCUGAUGGUCACGUACGGCAUGCGGGCUCCAGGCGCGCGGCCUCCGGUUCUCGUCCGCCGCGCCGCGGACGCCGCGGGCGCGGCUCUCUUGCACGCGGGCGGGCCUCAGAGGCUGAUGCCCGUCGUGAUCCUGCUCGUGCUGUCGUUUCUGGAAGCCUGGUUCGAUUUCUUCUGACGACGACGCCCACCCUGCUGCAGGUGCAGAGUUCAGGCUUCAGGCUUCAAGAGCAUGCAUGUCGGUGAGUUCAUCGAGCCGAUUUUGCGAGCGAUUUAAAAAUAUUAGGAAAUUACCUAACGCCCCCUACUUUGAGGAGUAUUUCCUCGUUUUCUUUUUCUGUGUCCUAGAGGGUUUUUGGGUUCUUUUAAAAUCUCAAGAGUCAACGGAAGGGACAUGUGAUUUGCAUUUGAGCUUUCCAAGUUGGUCACUUUGCCUUUGCCAAAUCAAUGCCAUCGUCUCAGUUUGCGCGGACGGGCCCACUUGUCAUGUGCCACAAAGAGCGUUGACAAGUUUAGGCCGGGCUAACAUGUGUUCUAUCCAACGGACUUCAUGAAAGUUCCAAAUGGAGAAUACCGCUGGAGUACAGGGGCCAAUGAUCCAGAUAUGGAAUGUGUACAGGAGAGUGAACCAAUCAGUGUAUAGAACCACUUUCUAGUCUCCCUCUACAUCCAUCUGUCAUGACCCUUUAAUAAGACAUGAAAUUGCACUGA